CAUUGAAUGUCUUUUUAUUUCUCUGACAUAAAGAAGAAUCUCUUAUCUUCUCACCUCUCUCGUUCCUUCUAAUCUGAUCCUCGUUUUGGGUCACUUCAUUAAUAUCCGAAUCCAAUUUAGGGUUUCUUUUCAUUCUUCUUCUUCUACUACUGCUACUACAACUACCAGCUCCAUUUUCAAUCCUAGUUGUCCGAUUCAGAGUUUUCUUUACUCUGAUUCUUUCAGGUAUUUUAAAUUUUAUUCAUAAAAUUCGAUACUUCGAUCGCACAACUCUUCUUCGGAUUUCUUGCUUCGCAUUCAUUGUCUGAAAAUAAAGCAAAGGAUUUCCUUUCUUUCCUGGCCUUGAUCGGUGAUUCUAAGCUUCUGAUUCUCGAUCUCUGUUCUAAGACUUUUGCAGGUGGGGAUGGGGUCUCUGCAAGGACCAGUUAUUUGUCCCUCUGUUCGUGCUAAGCAAGGGGGAUUUUACACUCUAGCCACGAUGGGUUUUCCGGUAAAGGGUAGUCGUCUCAGAAGUGAAUUGUGGGGAUUCAAAGGGAUCAACAAUAGUAGCAUCACCCAGGCAGGUUAUCUUUCUCGUCAAGUAAGUGGGCGAAAAUUCAAGACAAUUAAUUGUACUUUCAGUUCUUCGUCUAAUGGAAACGGUAGCAUGGCUGAAAAUUUCAAUGAAAACGACGAAGACUAUGUCAAAUCCAGCGUACUGGAAGCUGUUGAGGUGAAGAGUGGUGUAGACGGUUUCAUGAUUAAAAUGAGGGAUGGUAGGCAUUUGAGGUGUGUCCAUAACAAUCCACAGGGUGGUCAUCUGCCGGAUUAUGCUCCGCACCCUGCUAUUGUGCUGAAGAUGGAGGAUGGAACUGGUCUUCUUCUUCCAAUAAUCGUUUUGGAGAUGCCUAGUGUUUUACUCAUGGCGGCAGUGCGUAAUGUUCAAAUUGCUAGGCCUACGCUUUAUCAAGUGGUGAAAGAAAUGAUUGAUAAAAUGGGAUACGAGGUUAAACUUGUUAGAGUGACUAAGAGAGUGCAUGAAGCAUAUUUUGCUCAGUUAUAUCUUACAAAGGUGGGUGAUGAAUCAGAGUGCAUCAGCCUUGACCUUCGACCUUCAGAUGCUAUCAACAUAGCAGUGAGAUGCAAGGUGCCAAUACAAGUCAACAAGUACCUGGCAUACAGUGAUGGAAUGAGAGUAAUUGAAUCUGGGAAGCUCUUGACCCAGACCCUUGCUUCAGAUGGCUUAUUAUUUGCUGAAUUAGAUCGACCAAGCGGUCAGCCAUGCGUUGAAACAAAGGAAUUUAAUCUUGUACGCAAUAUGCUGGUGGCAGCUGUUGAGGAGCGAUACAGAGAUGCUGCUCAGUGGAGGGAUAAACUAAGUCAACUUCGUGCUAGAAAGAACUUGGCAUGACAGCUGUGCUCGAAGAUUAUAUUGUACAUAGACAAUUGUUCAGAGUUGGCCGGGCUGUGUCAGGGGGAUCACUAGUGCCUUUUCCCUCUGCUCCAUAUGUAUUUAGAAACUUGUGAAUAUUUAUAUUAUAUGUAUGUUUAUAUAUGUAUGUAUGUGUAUGUAUGUAUUAUAUGUAAGUACAGAGGAACUUUACUGCCA
Messenger RNA from Cannabis sativa, 1588 nucleotides. Its product is annotated as bifunctional nuclease 2. The coding region runs from base 404 to 1390 and encodes 328 amino acids. Gene Ontology annotation, cellular component: nucleus; VCB complex. The record is from RefSeq and is a predicted model, not a curated record. Gene Ontology annotation, molecular function: nuclease activity. The transcript is spliced from 11 exons. Lineage: Eukaryota; Viridiplantae; Streptophyta; Magnoliopsida; Rosales; Cannabaceae. Gene Ontology annotation, biological process: protein ubiquitination.